Penicillium canariense is the source of this 5976-nucleotide messenger RNA. RefSeq names its product putative filament-forming protein (Tpr/p270). The transcript is spliced from 2 exons. Gene Ontology annotation, cellular component: nuclear pore. Lineage: Eukaryota; Fungi; Ascomycota; Eurotiomycetes; Eurotiales; Aspergillaceae. Gene Ontology annotation, molecular function: structural constituent of nuclear pore. The record is from RefSeq and is a predicted model, not a curated record. Gene Ontology annotation, biological process: mRNA export from nucleus; protein import into nucleus. The coding region runs from base 1 to 5976 and encodes 1991 amino acids.
AUGGCGGAUGCGGCAAUUGAACUGCCGUAUCUGUCUUCGCAUUAUGCGAUCCCAGAAGCUACCCUCUCCACGUUGACUGAGGCCCCGACCGUCGACCUGGUUAACCAACUUCUACAAUCGAUCACAAAGAAGGCGCAUGAAUACGAUGAGCUCAAAUCUGACAAGCUUCGCUUGGAGGUUGAGCUUGAGAAUGCCGUGCGCUCCAAUGAGUCGAGGGUGAAGGUGUUGAAAACAAAUGUGGAAAAGGAACAAGCGGAGGUCCAAGAUCUAAGGAAGAAACUGCACGAAUCUGAAAACACGCGCUCAACCUUGGAGUCCGAGAUUUCGCUGCUCAAAUCGUCAUCCACCUCAAAUGAGACCGAGUUCAACUCACUCAAAUCACGCAUCUCGACCCUCGAAUCUGAAAAUCGUGAAAGCCUUGCGUUACUUGAAUCCAAGUCUUCCGCGCACGACAAGCUAGCUGAGGAGCUCUCAGCCCAACACAAGAAGACUAUUGAGCUGCGCCGUGAACUCUCCACUGCCGAGCAGAACCUUCAGGCCGCCAACUCGGCCUCAGCAAGUGCACGAUUCCGCGAACAAAAUCUCCAGCAAGAAUUGGAUCUUACCAAGAAGAACAAUGAAUGGUUCGAGACCGAGCUGAAGACCAAGAGUGCAGAAUACACCAAGUUCCGCAAGGAGAAGACUGCGCGAAUCUCCGACCUCCAACGUGAAAAUGAGGAGGCGGUAACCACCAUCGACUCUCUGCGACGUAGCGAGAACUCUCUCAAGGCUCGUCUCGACGAAACCGAGCAGCGCUACGAAGAGUCCCUCGUCAGCAUCAACCAGCUGAAGGAAAAUGCGAUACAAGCCGAAGAGACAUUCCGAAUUGAGCUUGAGACUGCCAACCGACUUGCUAAUCUGCAAGAAUCAUCCGCCAAUUCUGCGAAGCAACGUGCGCAAGAGUGCCAGAUCGCGCUGGAGAAUGCCAAGCAUGAAGCUGCGGAGGAAAUUUCUCGCCUGCGUGUCGAGAUGGAGGCGGAGCAUUCUGACAAGGAGGCUGCUGAGGCUCAUGUGACAGAGCUCGAAAGGACAGUCGCUCAACUUGAAUCUCAAGGCUCCCGAAAUCGGUCUGCUAGCCCUGCUCCUUCUCUUAAUGGAGCGGGACCAAGCACACCUAUGCGUCCAGGAACUCCUGGUAGUACUUUCUCACCAAGAACUUCUCGUACUAAGGGUGGCCUGUCACUCACUCAGAUGUACACCGAAUACGACAAGAUGCGGACUCAGCUGUCCGCUGAGCAAAGGACGAAUCAAGAACUCCGUUCUACUCUGGACGAGAUGCUCCAAGAGCUCGAGUCUACCAAACCAGAAAUCGACGACCUUCGGAGUGAUCACAAACGCCUCGAAGAUGCAGUCAUGGAUUUGUCGGGCCUUUUGGAAACAUCUGGGAAGGAACGUGAUGAUGCCAUCAAGGAGGCAAGGAAAUGGCAGGGUCAGGUUGAGGGUCUUACUCGCGAGGGGGGUAUUCUUCGCCAACAACUCCGGGAUCUUAGCGCUGAGGUUAAGGUUCUUGUCCUGGAAGUGGCUAUUGCCAAGCAAGGCGAGAACUACGAUCGUGCAGAGCUCGAGAAGAUUGCUCGCAACGAAAUCGAAGAAUCUGCGGCAGAGCUGAACGAAACUGGUCGUUUCAUUAGCCGCAACCUGGUCACUUUCAAGGAUCUCCAUGAACUCCAAGAGCAAAACCUUACGCUCCGACGUAUGCUGCGGGACCUCGGGGAUAAGAUGGAAGGCGAGGAAGCCCAAGCCAAGGAUGCUAUUCGUCAACAGGAAGCGGAGGAAUUGAAAGAAUUGAGAAUCCGAGUCCAGACCUAUCGCGACGAGAUUGCCAAUCUUGUUGCACAGACGAAGAGCUACGUGAAGGAACGCGAUACGUUCCGAAGCUUGCUCACCCACCGUCGCCAGACCGUUGGAGGGGAUACCUCUUUCUCUCAAUCUGUCCCUCCGGGUGCUGCUCCCCCAGGUGCUUUUGAUAGCCAAGUCAAGGACACCACGGACUACGCCGACCUCCUCCGCAAGUUGCAAGCUCAUUACGACACUUUCCGCAACGAGACACUCACAGACCACUCCUCCCUGCGCCAACAGGUCAACGAGCUCUCGCGGAAGAACAGUGAGCUUAUGAGUGAGAUCAGCCGUUCUAACAGUCAGCUUGCUGCGGCGUCACAACGUGCCGAACUUCUGCAAACUAACUUUAAUAUGCUGAAAAAUGAUAAUAGCGAGAUUCAAAAGCGCUAUUCUACCCUGUUCGAGAAUUCCAGCAGACAGGAACUUCGAGCUCAGCAAGCUGCUGAGGAUCUUGUCGAGGCUAAGGGUCUUGUCGAUAGUCUGCAGCGAGAAAACUCCAACCUCAAGGCCGAGAAGGACCUUUGGAAAAGUAUCGAAAAGCGCUUGAUUGACGACGUUGAGAGCCUGCGGAAUGAGCGCGGCCGCCUUGACUCCUUGAACGCAAAUCUGCAGACAAUUCUCAACGAGCGUGAGCAUGCCGAAUCCGAGAGCCGUCGCCGACUCCAGUCAAGUGUGGAAGCACUCGAAUCCGAGCUUCAAUCCACAAAACGGAAGCUCAACGACGAAACUGAAAGCUCCAAGCAAGCUGCCCUGCGUCGAGACUACGAUAAGGAACAGUCUCAGAAGCGGAUUAAUGAUCUGGUUACCAGCCUGAGCUCAGUUCGCGAGGAAUUGGUCGCGACCAAGACUACGAGAGACCACCUUCAAUCGCGCGUGGACGAGCUUACUGUCGAGCUGAAGAGUGCAGAAGAGCGUCUUCAGGUUAUUCAAUCACGACCGAGCAUUUCUGCAGCCCCGACAGAGACCCCGGCCGUUACGGACGAAGCUGGAGAUGGCAGUGGCCUCAGUCGCGAACAGGAGCUGCUUAUGGAAAUUUCCGAACUCAAGCGUGAUCUGGAUCUUGCGAAGGGUGAACUUGCUCAUUCCAAGGAACAAGUCGAAGAAUACCAGGCUAUCAGCCAGUCGACCGAGGAACGCAUGGAGUCAGAAGCUGAAACUCACGCGCAAUACCGCGAGGAGACUGACCGGCUUAUCGAGGAGAAGGAUAAGAAGAUCCAAAAUCUUGAGGGCCGGAUUGAAGAGAUAUCUACUGAGCUGUCCGCCACCAACACGGAGAUUUCGAAGCUUCGUGAUGAACAGGGUGAAGCGACACGUCAUCUGGAAGAGCAGAAGGCGAAUUUGGAAUCGGAAAUUACCCGUCUGAAGGAUGACAACGAAAGACACGUCGCCACAGCUCAGUUCCACCAAGAGGACCUAAAGGCACAGGCUGAGAUUGCGCAAAAUGCGCAGCAAAACUAUGAAAGAGAACUUGUCAAGCAUGCUGAGGCUGCGAAGAACGUCCAAACUGUCCGCGCCGAAGCCAACCAAUUGAAGCUUGACGUAACUGAGUUGCGCACUCAAGUUGAGACUUACAAGAAGGACCUUACCCAGAAAGAAGAGAGCUGGGCUGAGCAGAGGGCAAGAUAUGACGGCGAACUCGCUGAGCUGCACAAACGCCGGGAGGAGGUCAAUCAUCAAAACUCUGUCCUCCACAUCCAGCUUGAGAAUAUCAGCACCCAGAUUGCUGCUCUUCAGCGUGAUCGUGCCGGCAUCGCUGAUAUUGAUGGGCAAGACGGCGAGCAGUCGGCUCCUAACCUGGAGGGUCUGCAAGAGGUUAUCAAAUUCCUUCGACGUGAGAAAGAGAUCGUCGAAGUCCAAUAUCACCUCUCUACCCAAGAAGGCAAGCGGCUCCGCCAGCAGUUCGAGUAUACUCAAGCCCAACUUGACGAGACUCGACUCAAGCUCGAACAGCAACGUCGCGCCGCUGCAGAUAACGAGCACAAUGCUCUCAACCACAACAAACUCAUGGAAACUCUCAACGAGCUCAAUCUGUUCCGCGAAAGCAGCGUCACUCUUCGUAACCAGGUCAAGGAGACCGAAGCUGCUCUUGCAGAAAAGUCCGCUCGCCUCGAUGAGCUUACUCAACAAAUCGAGCCUCUGGAGACCAAGAUCCAUGAAUUGGAGGGUGUUGUUGAGGCCAAGGAUGGUGAGAUACGGUUGUUGCAAGCAGACCGCGACCACUACCAGAAACGUGUGCAGAACAUUCUGCAGAAGUAUGACCGCGUCGACCCGCAGGAAAUGGAGGCAUUGAAUGAGAAACUGGCCACCCUCCAGAAAGAGCGCGACGAGGCCAUCUCUGCACGCGACGAGGCUAUCUCUGCUCGCGAUACCCUCCAAUCCGCGGCUGAAUCAGUCCCAGAACAACUCAAAGCCGCGGAGCAGACGACGGAAACUCGCCUCGCUGAUCUGCGGAAGCGACUUGGCGAGCAAUUCAAGAGCCGUUCUAGGGAGCUUACUGCACGGAUCAAGGCCAUUACGGAGGAGAAGGAGGUUCUGCAGGGAGAGUUGGCUACUACGAAGGCAGAGCUAGAGACAGCCAAGACCAAGGCUUCGGAAGCCGCGGUCGAACCAGCGACUACAUCGCCGGCGCCAGUUGCUGACGAGGCUGCACCGGUGAACGCAACCCCCGCCUCUCAAUUCCCGACGGCAACCACCACUGUCAUAACAUCUGGCGACGAUCAGAAGAUCAAGGAGCUGGAAGCGAAGAUCCAACGCUUGGAAGCGGCUCUGGCUGAGAAGAAUGCCCUUCUGGCUGCCAAAGAUACCGAGCUGGAUGCCAAGGUCAAGGAACGUGCGGACAAGCUCAAAGACUCUUACAACACCAAGUUGGCCGAAAUCAAAGCCAACCACCGCCAAGAACUCGAAAAGCUAUCCUCCGGAGAGCUCACCACCCCUGCCACCCCUGGUGCAGGCGCAGAACCAACACCCGCUACGCCGUCCAAGAGUGGUGUUAAUCUUCCCACCCUUACUGAUACCCAGGCCCGUGAGCUUGUUGCGAGUAAUGAAACUAUUCGCACCAUUGUCAAGAACAAUAUCCGUACGAUGGUCAGCAAGAAUGAAGAUAAGGCGAAGCAGGAAGCCCAGGCAGCUGCAAAGACCCAUGAAGAGACUCUGGUCACGCUAAAGAAGACCCACGAGGAGGAACUGAGUGAGAAGGUCAAGUCUGCUGUGCAGCUUUCUGACAAGAAAUCAGCGGCUCGGAUUAGCAUGCUCGAUACUCGCCUCAAGACCUCACUUGCGAAGAUUGAGGUCGUUUCGAAGGCUGCUGAGGAAACUCCGCAAAAGCCUGUUGUCGAAGUCUGGGAGGUAGCCAAGACAGCGCGACCUCCGCCUCAAGCUCCCAAGCCUGUAGCGGCAGCAUCGCCGGCCCCGCCUGCCUCUCCUGCCCCGGCCGCUCCUUCCACAGCACCGGCUGUGGCAAUCAGCCCGGCACCUGCAGCUCCUGCUCCUGCAGCAGCUCCCACUCCUGCAGCCGAGCCAGCUGCCGUGCCCGCGACGGACGCUACUGUCCCCGAGGCCACUGCACCUGACGGACAGCAAGUCCAGUCAGGGGGUGCUGAUACAACAGCUGCAGCACCUUCCAAUCCAUUCGGCCAAAUCCAACAGAAUGCCCAGCAAAACAAGCAGCCUCCCUCGCUGCCGACCAAACCACCCGCAGGCACGGCUCCGGGUAUGCUGAGAGCAUUGCAGUCAGGACUUCCUGUUGCUCGUGGAGGCCGUGGUGGUCGUGGCGGUGGCCAACAGAAUCCCUUUGGACAUGCCCAGCAGCAAGGCCAGCAGCAGCAACAAGGCGAUCAACCACAAGCUCAGGGCCCAGCCCAGAGCCAACGUGGUGCUGGUGUCCCUAGAGGCCGCGGUGGUCGCGGAGGCCAGGGUCGUGGCGGAAACCAGAACCAGAAUCAGAACCAGCCUAGCCCCACAGCCAACCGCGGAGCUCUGAACGUUCAAGCCCGCCAGUUCAUCCCUCAGGGCAACAAGCGUUCACGCGAAGAUGGAUCUGACGCAACCAAUGAAACAAGCGGUGGCAAGCGUAUGAGGGGCGGCGGUGCAUCAUCCUAG